AUGUCAUCGGAUGGUUCAGAUACCACUUCUGAUGAUGGCUUUUUGAAUCGGUUUGGCCACUGCAUAGGGCAAGGAGUCUAUGGAACUGUUUACUCGCUGAGCGAUAACCCUGAUGAGGCGGUCAAAGAGAUGCGAAUAGACGGCAUGCCUGAGGACGUGCUAGAGGCUUUCGAAACAGAGAUAAGAAUUAUGCCUCAGCUAUCUCAUCCGAAUAUCCUUAGAUAUAAAGCGGUGCAUCAGGAAGGUGAUUUUGUGUAUAUUCGCAUGCAGCGCUAUGCUAAGUCCCUAGAGGACACAAUAAAGGUGUACAAAAGAAAAAGAAAGGAAUUUCCAAGGGAUAAGAUAAUAGAAGUUCUUCUGCAAGUGACGACAGGGCUCAUGUACCUUCACAGCCCAAAUAAGCAUGAUACCACUGGGAAUCCGCUAUCUGCUGUUAUCAUUCAUCGCGACCUUAAACCAGCUAACAUUUUGACUAAUGAUGACGAGACGCAGUUUGUUAUUGCAGAUUUUGGGUUCUGCAGAGAGGCUCUUAAAGACGGAUCCACCACGGCAGGCUCUCCUAUGUACUUUGCUCCAGAGGUUCUCUUGAAGAAAAAGUACAGUCCAGCCUCAGACAUGUGGAGCCUUGGGGUAAUCAUUUACGAGCUUGCUAGUGGUGUUAGACCCUUUUUCCUGUCAAAUGUUAAAUCGGAGAGUGACCUAUCUGAGGCAUGGAGACCUGACUUGAAUGCCAUUAAUGAUGGGUUCAUUAAAAGCGUGCUAGAGACGCUUCUCGUUCCAAACCCAAGUGACCGUCCUUCAGCUGAGCAACUCUUGAAGGAACUAGAUGAAUACCUUACUUCCAAAGAGUCUAAGGGAACGUUUCGUUUUAAAGAGCUAGAAGCCGAGCAUAGUGCGUUGCAGAAUACUCACAAGCAAUGCACUGUUGAGAUAAAUUUGCUCAAGAAAAUGUGUGAAGCCAAAGACGCAGACCUAAUUGGUUAUAAAGAACACAGCACAAAAUUAGAGACAGAGGUGGCCACGUUAAAGCAACAACUGAACUCUCUCAAGGCAACAGUCUCAGCACUAGAACACACACUCAAAGACGAACAGCUUUUAAAGAAAUCCUUAACCUAUGAAAAUGACGAGUUGAGGAAAAAACUAGAAUGCAUGGAGUCGCUGCAGCGCUUUUCAAUGCUCACUAGACUGAUGCGCACAGUUAUAAGCAAUAAUAUAAUGCUGGCACAUGCCUUCAUAGACGAGGACGCACAGAAGAGGGAUGACCGCUCAUUUACGGCACUGAUGCACGCAGCUCAACGUGGUCGCACUGCUUUUAUUCCGCUUCUUGUGGACAAAGAAAAGGGAAUCCAGGAUAAGUAUGGCUAUACUGCGCUCAUGCAUGCCGCGUACAGUGGCCAUACUGAUGUUGUAAAGAAGCUUGCUGCGUAUGAGAGCGAAUUGAGAAAUAACCAAACCCUUACAGCGCUGAUGGUUGCCGCCGGAAAAAACCACGUUGACUCGGUUAAGAUCCUCAUCAACUAUGAGAAGAACCUAACAAAUGGCAAGGGCGAGACCUCCCUCAUGAUUGCUGCGCAGCACGGACACAUAGAGACAGUCAAGGUACUAAUGGAUUACGAAUCAAAGGCACAGUCCAGGCUGGGAUACACAGCUCUUAUGGAAGCUGCUCGAAAGGGACACACCGAGGUUAUACGUCUACUGGUAGAGGUGGAGGAGAAUUUGCGAGCAAACGACGGUCGCACGGCCUUAAUGAUUGCUGCAGAGAACUCUAAUAAGGAGGCUGCAGAGGUUCUUAUGGCCUAUGAAAAGGACGCUUCCAACUGGACCACGCUUAUGUGUGCGGCGGCUCUUGGAGACGUCCAAUUGAUAGAGCGCUCUAUACACGAGCGAGGACAAGCAGACAAUCUGGGAAGGACAUCUCUCAUUAUUGCUGCCCAAAAUAACAAGAUUGCAGCAGUUAAGAAACUUGCGCAGCAUGAAAGUGGUGUCUCGGGGUGGACUGUUCUUAUGUAUGCAUCGUGUAUUGGAGAUGCUGAGCUGGCUGCACAAAACCUCCAUGAGGUGAAGCGUAAGGAUGACACAGGAAUGACAGCUCUCAUGUGGGCUGCGAUGCACGGCCAUCACGAGCUUGUAGAGCUACUGGUUGAGCAUGAGCAUGGUAUCCUAGACAAGGAUGGUCACACUGCCAUGAUGUGGGCUUCACGGAACGGACAUAGCAAAUCUGUCUCCCUGCUGCUUGAUCAUGAGAAGGGUAUGAAGAAUUCUAAGGGCAUGACCAGCCUUAUGUUAGGAGCUGCAGCAGGAUACUUAGAGGUGGUGCAGAUUCUUCUCGAUGUUGAAUGCAACUUGCAGGAUGCAGAUUUGAGAACAGCCUUGAUGCACGCCGCCAUGAAUGGCCAUGUUAGUGUGGUUAAAGCCUUAGCGGAACAUGAGCGCGAUGUCGUUGAUGCAGAUUGUUGCACCGCCCUUCAAUUAGCAAAGCAGUAUGGACAGCAAGACGUCGCAGAAUUCCUGGGCGGCAGUACCGUCUUAACCUGA
Messenger RNA from Giardia duodenalis, 2535 nucleotides. Its product is annotated as Kinase, NEK. Lineage: Eukaryota; Fornicata; Diplomonadida; Hexamitidae. Gene Ontology annotation, biological process: protein phosphorylation. Gene Ontology annotation, molecular function: protein kinase activity; protein binding; ATP binding. The record is from RefSeq and is a predicted model, not a curated record. The coding region runs from base 1 to 2535 and encodes 844 amino acids. The transcript has a single exon.